Molecule: messenger RNA, 466 nt
Organism: Racocetra persica
Lineage: Eukaryota; Fungi; Glomeromycota; Glomeromycetes; Diversisporales; Gigasporaceae
Source: the annotation of a GenBank genome assembly
ACAAGUGUUAGAACUUAUUCUGUACGUUCUUUAAUACAUUCAUUAGGAACUGCAAUGUCAGGUGGAGCCAACAAAGAUAAUGUCUAUUUAAUUGGAGGUACAUUACAAGAUCUUAAACUCCUUGGUCAAAUAGAUCGUAAUGAAACUCUUACGGAUCAAUCAUUAAUGCAAAAAGAGUUAAUUAAAACUUGGAAUGUAACUGAUAGAAAUAAAGAAUUAAAUAUUUUUAUUUACCACCCAACUACACAAACUUGGUUUAUUCCUGAUAUUAAUGGAGGACCACUAAUUAGGCGUAGAUCAUCCUCAACAGUAAUAAGUCAGGAUGGAAAGAUAUAUAUAUUUGGAGGAAGAGCCGAAAAUGAUACUGGCUCACCUGACCUUAUUUUAUUUAAUGAUACCUAUAUUUAUAAUACCAUUACGCCAGGAUGGAACAAAAUUAGUGCAAGUAAUGCUCCUUCUGCUCGAA